AUGUCCUCUCUAUUGUAUGAUAGGCAAAAGUUUUUGAAUCUUCAAUCGAGUGAGACCUUGGCUAGGGAAGAAUCUUAUUGGAGGCAGAAGUCUAGGGACCUUUGGCCCUUUGAAGGGGACAGAAAUACUAAGUUCUUCCACUCCUCUUCUAAGAUUAAGAGGCUUCGUAAUCAAAUUUUCUAUAUUAUUGAUUCUAAUGGCAACAGUCUGGUUGAUGAGGAUGAUAUUGCUUCUAAAGCCAUUAGGUUCUUUAAGUCACUGCUUACAGCAGAACUGGUUGCUGUAGAUAAUGAGUUUGUGAAUUUGAUCCCCCCAUUAGUGUCUCAAGAAGAUAAUAAGAUUCUUAUGGCUCCCUUUUCGUUGGCUAAGCUAAAAGAGAUAGUCUUUUCCAUGCAUUCGGAAAAGGCCUCGGGCUUGGAUGGUUUUACAGCUCUAUUUUUUCAGAAGUGUUGGGACUUUAUAGGAAAUGAUGUUUUGCUUUCCAAGCUUCGUCCUUGGAUAGUUUCCUUGGAGCAGGGUGGAUUUGUGCCUAGUCAGGAGACAUCUGAAGGUGCGAUUUUAGCUCAUGAAAUUCUGCACUCCACAUCUCAACAAAAGGCUCCAGCCAUGAUUCUUAAACUAGACAUGCUUAAGGCUUAUGAUCAUGUUAACAGGCAGUCCCUUGUGGCUGUUUUGGCCAUCUCUAAUGCUAUGGCAUCUGGUUUAUGGUCAGGUAUCAAAGUUGAUGUCCUCCUUUCUCCACAAUCCCAUUACUUGUUUGCUGAUGACAUGCUUCUGUUUGGGGUUGCCUCUUUGAGGGAAGCUCGAGUUAUAAAGAAAAUUAUCUCUGACUAUGCUUCUUUUUUUGGACAAAAGGCUCCCUCUCAAGUUAUUAAGGACAUUAAGGUUUCCCUUAGAUCCUUCCUUUGGAAUGAUAACUUGGGAGGUAGGAAGAAGAUCCCUCUUCUUGCUUGGGACAAUAUUUGUUGCCCCAAAGAGCUGGGGGUGCAGGUAUUUGCAAUUUAG
Messenger RNA from Cryptomeria japonica (Japanese cedar), 1005 nucleotides. RefSeq lists its product as uncharacterized. The transcript is spliced from 4 exons. The record is from RefSeq and is a predicted model, not a curated record. The coding region runs from base 1 to 1005 and encodes 334 amino acids. NCBI's taxonomy places the organism in Eukaryota, Viridiplantae, Streptophyta, Pinopsida, Cupressales, Cupressaceae.